GCCAUGUUUGUACUCUGUUGGAAACCUUCGCCGCAUAGAGGCUGUUUCCUCACCAUUUUCGCGUUUUAUACCGUGAUAAUGGUGGAAUACUAAAGAUUAAAUGCACUCUUCAGAUUUCUAGUCAAACUCCAAGUGGGACGUGUCUUUGGACCAUGUCAGACAACGCUCAGGAUUAUGACUUUGAUGAGUAUGACAAACCCGGUGCUGAGCGGUCACGCAGGAGGAGAGGUGAAGAUGACGACCUAGAAAGUGAUUUGGAGGAGGAUUUGUUGGAGGAAGAUUGGCUGUCAGGUAAAAAGAAUCCCUCAGAAGUGUCAGAUGAAGAGCUGAAUGACGACCUCCUACAAAGCGAUGAUGAAGAUGCGAACAUCAGCGGUCAGGUUUUGAGCCUCAAUGACACAUACAGCUUGGGCACAUCCUAUGACCAGCAGGACAACUUGCAGGAAACAGACUACACAGAUGACCCGGGCGCAGAGGGCUGUGAGGAAGGAGAUGUAGAGCAGGAGGGAUACCAGCAAGAGGGGGAAGAGGAGUACACAGAGGGAUACAGCCAGGAUGACAACGCAGAGAUGCCUGAAGACCAAAUGGAUUACGAUGGAGAACAAGCUGAGGGUGACGAUGGCUACCAGGAUGAAGUGCUAGACAUCCAAAUCAGUGAACCCAUAGAUGGUGAAUUUGAUGAUGAAUUUCAAACCUCCUAUGACGAUCAGCACUUCGAUGAACAUGGAGUCCAACAGAAGGAGGCCCUCAGGGAGGAGGAGGGGGAGGUAGGGGGAGAAAAUGAGGAGGAAGACGCAGCCGAGGGCUCCCAGGUCUUUGACAUAGAGCAGGUUGAAAACGAAGCUGCACCUGAAGAAGAAAUAAAGGAGGAAUCUGAGGAGGAGGAUGAGGAAGAUGAAGAGUCUGGCCGCUUGCGGUUCAAAUCUGAGAGAAAGGAUGGUGUUGUUGUGCGGUUGGCAGAUGCAAGUAAACGAAGGAAUAUCCCCGAAACACUAGAACUGUCUGAAAAGGCCAAACAAGAUCUGAUGGCAUUUGAGGAACAGGAAAGGCAAAAGAAACAAAACCGUUUUGGAGGUCGAGGCAGAGGAGGAGGCCGAGGAGGCAGAGGAAGAGGAGGCUUCACAGGUUUUGGAAUGGUGGAUUUUAGAGGAGGGAACAGAGGAAGAAUGCAUGACCAGAGGCCCCCCCUGAUGGUUCACAUGGGCAAGCAGCAGCCAUCCUCCCGAAUGCCUCCUCCUCAUCAGCAGCAAGUGCAGUCCCAGCAACACCACCCUAUGCGUCCAAGAGGACCUCCUCCCUUCCAAGAGCAUGGGCGCCCGCUGCCCCCACAGCCCCUCCAGCCCCUCAUUCCCCCGCACAUGUCUCACCGCUCCCCGCCGAUGCGGCCCCAGAUGGAGACACCACCACGAAUGAUGAACUCCCCGCCACCCAACUUCUCCCAGCAUCACCAGCAGCAGCCCCCACAGCCUAAAAACAUCCACAUUAACCCCCAUUUCAGAGGGCCCACAUCAUCCUCUGUACAAGUGCCCUUGAUGCCUCCUGCUCAGAGCCAGCCCAGACCUGCUGUGAGUCCUCAGAGGUUCCCUGGACCGGGAGACUUCCAGCAGCACAUAUCUGGUAAUUUCGGUCAGCCCCAGCGGCCUCCUCAUCACAUGGAGCCCUUUAGGAACCAGCCACCUCAAGGUCCCCAAGACAGAGAGCCCCUCUUUAUGGGAGAGCGCACAGAGUCAACAAGGUUUCCAGGGCAGCACAUGUUUGAUAACCAGGGCCCCAGCCCUCUGAUGAACAACAGCCACAACCUCCAUCACCAGCAGCAUCUGCCCGGCCAGGGCCACAUGGGCUUCGGUCCACCAGGACCAGCUUUCAGCCAGCCGGGCCAGGGUCCAAUGGGACUUUUUCCAAGAGAACCCCUGAGACCCAACCUCCCUCCUCACCAAGGUCACCAGGGGAUGGUCGAUUUGAAUCAACGAGGCAUGCCCCCCAACCAGCCUCGACCCUUCAUGGGGCCUCGUCAGCCUUUUAACCAACCAGGGAACCUAUUUCCCCCUCCACAACUCCAGUUUGGGAUGCAGGUACGAAUAAGAGGCUUAAUGCAUGGCCCUCCUGUUUCUCAGAUACCGCACCAUGACCCCAUGCCACCCCAUCAGCCCUUGCACCAGCAACAUCAUAGGCAGGAGUUACCUCGUCAGCAGCACCAGCACCAGCAGCAGCUAAGUGUCAAUGAACCUCGCCUCAUAAUGCACCACAGCCAGAAUCCCUUCCACCAACAGCAGUUGCAUGGCAGCCCCAGGCAGAUGACCCCCCGCCCUCAGAACCCCCAACAGCGAAACAUGUCUAACAGGCAGAGGAUGAACACACCUAUCUCCAAGCAAAUGCAGCAGCGCAGCAGCAACCUACGGGAGCUCCCUGUAGCACCUGGCAACACAAACAUGAGCAGUGCCCGCCCCGCCGCCAAUGUUAGGCCUGUUGCCAAGGCAACACGUCCUGGGCUGAGCACUCAGCCGGUGCCUGCCGGUGGCAGAGGAAGAGGCCAAGUUGCUGUCAAGACUGAAUCACAGCCUGGAGAAGGCAGGACAGUGGUCCGCAAAGAAAUCCCAAGCACAGAGUCCAGUACAGCACCACAGCAGAACCCGGAUGAGGAUGAGGAGACACGGCAAUACCGUCUGAAAAUUGAGGAGCAGAAGCGUCUCAGAGAGGAGAUCCUGAAGAAAAAGGAGAUGCGACGGCAGAUGCUAGCUGGUGUCAGAAAAAAGGAGCUUCUGGACAGGCUCAAUUCCCAGACAAACACUCCGAGCCAACCCCCAGCUACUUCACAGAUUCAACCCACACAACAAAAUCAGCAAACGCCACACCCUGUACAACAACGACAACAACCCCCACAACCACAGCAGCAGCAGCAGCAACAGCAGGAACAAAAACAACAACUACAGCCACAACAGCAGAGACAGUUUCCCCAGAGACCACCACAGUCAUUAAAUCAAUCACUGAAGAAUCCUAAUCAAGGCUCUCCCAAUCCUCCCAAUGGCAGCACUCCGACCCCAACACAACGUCCUAAUGUCAAGACACGCCUGGAUAUGGUAAAAGGUAGCCCCCAACCGCCGCAGAUCCCCAGGCCCGGUCCAGAUCAGCAGUGGAAACAGCCCCAACAGAAUCAGCUGCUGCAACAGCGAAAGAACAGUGCUGUGCAGAACAUAAACAGGCCUGGUGCUCAGAUCCAGUCCAGUCAGGUUCCCCAGAAGAACAUACCUCCCGUAUCUCCCGGCAUGGGCCCUGGCCAGGCUCAGAAUCAAGCAGCUAAACCAGGGGCAAAAAGAACUGUGAUGCAGCGGGCAAAGAAUUCUGAUUUCGAAAGCCAGCAGGUGCCACAAAAAGUCAGAGUCGUCAAACUUUCAGGAGGGGGUGGAAAGGGGCCUGUGGCCACCGAGUGCCCAGAGCAGCAACAAGGCACCUGGUCGGGAACCCCGCACAACCAGGCUGUCCAAAGGAAGGUCACCAUAACGGGACAGCAGCAACAGGGAGCAGGUGGAACACCGCAGGCAGGCCGAGGGGGCAUGGGCAACCCACAGCAAAACAGGGUUGUCGUAUCGGGACGGGGCCGAGGUAGAGGGGGUGGUCAGAUGGGUCGAGGUCGUCCGAUGUCUACCCGGCAGAACCAAAGAAGUGCAGAGAGCGAACGCUGCACUGUUUCCAUAGAGGGCCUCUCUUCAUCCACAACAGAUGUUCAACUGAAGAACCUUCUCAGAUCCAUUGGCCCCAUAGAGACGUUUAAAAUGAUGCCCCAGCAGAGGAAAGCAGUCGCCACAUUUUCCAAUGCCCAGCAUGCAGCAAGUUUUCAAAUGAGCUUCCACAGGCACAUGAUUGAUUUGUCCCACAUUGAUGUGUCGCUGAUUGAUGGAUGAGGAGCACAAUAAGAGCCAGGGAGUCGGCCUAGAAGAAGUCAGUUUCUCCCAACGUGGGAGCCUCUCGUGCGCAGCUCCAGCCUGGCGUUGGAAUAUUUCUACAACCCUUUUGAGGGGAUGGGGGGUCUCACACGCUCUGCACAGAAGCAUCAUCCAUCUCCUAUCAACUUGGAACAGUGAAAAUAAAGACACUGGCUGGGAUCAUGCCAUUGUUUGACUUUGUCUACCAACUGUCCGUUGUUGCAAGAUGGCACAGGAGAGAGACCCUGGACAGUUAAUCCUACUGUGACGUAGUUUGUAAAGAAUGUUUUGAGCAUCUUACGCGGACACUGUGUAGAAUUUAUCAUUGGAUAAUGGUUGCUCCCCUUCUCAGUUAGAUCCGUUAUUAAAACAAAGAGAACAUUUAAACUUUAUCAUUCUGAUGUGACCACUUAAUUGAGGGUUGUUGUUUUUUCUCGUUGUUUUUUUUUUUUUUUUAUCAUUUGUGGCCCACUGUUAGGUUUGGUUGCAGGAAGUAGUAGCGUCAAACUGUGGCCAGCUGAUUCACACCCAGCAGCAGCGUUUCUCCCCCUCUGUAGAUGGCAGUAUUUCAUCACUAAUGAUGCUUCCUUUUUUCCAACUCCAGCCUGCCUCCAGGUACGGCUGAGUCUCCAUUAGUUUUUAGGUGAAUGGCACUACCUAGUGGAGAACUUGCAUACAGGCACAGAGGAGGAUGAUUUUAACAUGUGAUACACAGCAGUGACUGGGACCAAUUUGGCAUAGCAUGUAACAUUAACACCGUGGUUCUAAAUUCUCAGUGGUUUCGGGCCUUGUAAAUGUUGUGAGUCUUGUGUUGAUUUUGUGGUGCUUUUCAGUUUUGGUGCCGCCUCUGGGUCAGAUUGUUCAGAUCAUCUUGUUUAGUUUAGUCAGUUUGGUCAUGUGGCAUUGCUCCUUGUACUGAAUGUUACUGGGCCUUUUAACUGUUACUUGGAAUAAUCCUACAUGCCUUUUGGAUGUAUAUUUUAGUUGUAUGCGUGAUUAUGGAGUAGUUAGAUUUAGAUUUCUAAAUGUGCUUUGACGGAACGCGUAUGUAAGUUUUUUGAGAUUUUUUAUGAAGACAGUUUAAUAUUGUUAAUGUUGUUGGGGAUUUAAAGUGUAUCAUAUAUUUGGUAGUUCAGAUUUUUUUUACAGUUUUCACAGGGUUCAUAAGCAUUUUGUAAUGCAUUAGGUUUACUCUGCUCUGGUCAAAUUGUGACUGUUGGCUGAUCAUUUGGUGCCUUGUCACUGGGCUGAUGUACCUGGAGGAGCACUUCGAAGAAUUUGACUCCCCACUUAGCUGACCAUGUAGAUGUUUGGCAGAAGAGUAAAAUAAAUUCAUGAUAACACUUUGCCCCAAAAUUUUAAUUCCCCUCAUAAUAAUAAUAAAGACAUCCUCUGUAAAGUCCAGUCUCUUACUCAUAAUGAUAUCAUACUACAUAAAGAUACAUUUAUCCAGAUGUGGGAGAAAUUGUUGUGCAGUCUCUUCAAUCUCUCUCUUUGGUUUCAUUUUCUGUGAGCAUGUGCCCUUGUUUGGGGAGUGCCGCCUCAUCACUGAAAACCUUAAGUUCUCGAUACACUUUCAUGUGUGGCUCUUUGAUUUCUCGAGACAUCGUUAAUUAAGUGAACAUAGCCGGUGAGGUUCAUUUACUUUUCCAUAAUUCCGUGAUAUUUUUUUUUCUCUUCACACAACAUUCGAGUCUUUUUAUGGGUUAAAGUUUGUUAAAUGAAGGCAGGUCUUUUAAAUAUCCAGGUCGUUAACCUUAUGGGCAAAUAACUGCAGUUCAGAAGUCAAUAUUGUAUACAUUAUACGCGGGAAUGUAACGUAGUAAGCCAAGGGGGCAACCAUUAUCUACGUAGUGAUCAUGUACAUAAGUAGACCAGAACUUUCUCUCAAUAUUUAUCUUGCUCAGUUUCUUUUGAGUUAUUCUUUACUUAUGUUGUAUCAAAUUGAAAUUUUUUAUAUGUAAAGAUAUGCUGAUGUGUCCAGACAUAAAUCAUUUUACAAGUGGUUUGUUUCUAAUUUAGAGCCAAAAUGAAGAAUGACUGGACCACAUUUGUGUUUAUAAGACAUUUGACAAAAAGUUUAAGGGAAAACGAGAAAAUAAAAACAUGGCCAAUAUACCCUGAGCAUGCAGGUAUGUGAAGCCGGUUAAACUUUAGCCCAAAGGUGUGUUGUUGUGUGUGAUGUCCAUGUGUCUGGUGCCUGUACGAUGAACAAUCCUUCUUAUUUCUGCUGCAAUUUAUUCAUUUUUUACUUCACGUAUUCUGUAAGUUUUUAGGUAUUCAACUUGCAACAUAGCACAUGCACUAAAAAAUCUUAUUACACCUUGUCUGGAAAGAAAUACUACCUCAUACAGAGUUCAGGGGGAUGCCACUGAAUUUGGUCGUUGAAACAAUUUGCUUGAUAACCACAAACAUGAGAAAUUUUGUCCUGCCUAUUUAACUGUGAUUUCAUACUAAUGUUCAGCUCUGUACAGCCCUGACAUGUCAAGAGGUAAAGCAAUAGGGAAAGUAAAUGUAACAGCAUUUUAAUUUGUUUUUUUUUUUCUUUCUUUCUUUUUGGUUGGUUGGACUAAGCUACAAUCCAAAAAAUGAUUUGGAGGCUUAACAUUCGGUCUCUUUAUUGACUUUUAGUAAGUCUUGGCUGUGCAUCUGGAUGAUAUCACAGAUUAAGUUCUUGGUUCUCUGGUUUAAUGACUUGAGAAAGAUUUGUUCAUAUUCACAAGUACUUAUUGGCUUCUGUCUCUGACUGCAUGUGGGAAUCAAAUCACUCAAUUUAGUGGUACUUCCCUUAAAUUAGUUAUUAUUUGAAAUAACUCUUUAAGUUUUAAAAUAAGCUGCACGUGCGUGAGUCAUGCCAGUAAAGGUCACCAGAUUCUCAACAUGCUGUCUUGUAAAACCUGAGGUAUGCAUGGUUUCAAGUCUUGUAUGUUGUACAGUUUUUCUAAACUGACUUCUUUAUGUUUUAUUCCUUUUUGUUUUUAGUUGAACUUAUGUAGAGGUUUUUGUUCCCUAACAAUGUGUGUUCAAUGUCUUUCAUGUUGUACGUUGCCAUUGACUUUUAGUGCUGUGGUAAAUCCUGUGGAUUUGAAAAAGUAUCGGCAAUGCCUCUGAUGGUUAAAUUGGUAUAAGACAUCUGGUCUUGUAAUGACAGAACAGAUUCAUAUUGAAUCUAUUUGUACCUUAAUUUUAAGAAUUUCGUAGAGACAUAUAUAUGUACCUUGAACUUUAAUGAUGUUCUGUUUCUCAAAGUAAUUUCCUUGAGGAAACUGGUGCUCCGUUACGACCUGAUUUACAGUAGGCUAUGUAACUAGCAGUGGGUUUUUCCAGUCGCAUCACCUCAUAUAGUUAUAGUGGAAUAUUUGAUUAAGAAAGCCUCAUGUGACGUGUCUGUGGGGCUUUCUUGUUCUUAAGUAAGAGACCUUCGUUAUGGAUGCUAAUAGUAUCAGAAUGUUUUUAUGAUCUUUGGGUCAAAUGUGCAACGCUAACUUAUAGCUUUUUUCCAGCAGGUCCAGUUGGGUGCUGAGGUUUUUGCAGACUUGUUGAAAUAAUCUUUUUUUUUUCCCUUUUCUUCAGGUCAAAUCACUUCAGCAGAGCAGUGUGUCAUUGGUGUGUUUGCUGGCCCCAAAAGCCACCAUAUCAGUGGUUCAGCAUGUUUUAGCAAAUCAAAAGAUUGGAUUAUAAACCUCUUAUAAUUUGCUACUUUGCUACUAUUUUCAAAUUAUAACUGCAACUUUUUUUCGAUUUAAAAGCAGCUGUUUUAAUUCAUGCUAACAAUAUGAAAAUCAGCUUGCUUAGGACUGGUGAGCCAUCACAUUGAACUAUUUGAUGUUGAUGUUACAGCAUCAGUUAUGAUUUGUCCCUCUUAUGUAACAGUUUAGGGUUAUCUUUGAAAAACUCAGCAGUCAUUUGAAACCACUUCACACAGUUUUAAAGACAUUUCCCAUUUCCUCUAAGGCUUUUCUGUCCUGCUGGUAUAAAGAAAAUGAUUCAUUUUUGCAUGUUGACACAUCACCAUAGUGAUCAGGUUUAUUUGUCUGCCUUUUCAUAAACUGCCAAGACGAUACAACAUGUUAUCUUUAGUUUUUGUCUUUAAUUGGUUCAAAUAAUAGGUUCACCUUUUUGUUCAAGUUGACUAUGGAGUAGUUUUUGAACCAGCAAAAAAGCAGCAUUAAAUGGUGUCAAAUGACCUUGAGUUUUCAUUUUUAUUUUCAAUUUUCCUUGUAUUAUCAUGAUGUAAUCAUUAAUGCGGAAGUCUUAAAAGUACAUUUAUCGAUUACAUGAGAGGUACAAACUAACUAAGCAAAAGCAUGCAAAACCACUGGCAUGGUCCGACACUUGCGGUGUUCCUGGCUUAAAAACUGACGACCAUUUAUGGUUGUAGCUGCACAGACGUCUUGUUUUGGAUGGUUUGUCUUAUGAAAACACCUGAUGUGACCACCAGUCACAACAGGUGUCCCCCACAUCCCCAGAAGAGAGUGUCCUCUGCUAUUAACGUGAAUUUUUCAGCAAGGACCUGUUGAGAGGAACCGUUGACCAUCUUCAGCCAUGAUAUUGGUGUCACUUUUCCUGCCUUAACUCACUCACUUAACACUUCAGGUUCUUUUACAGCCAUGCAGUGCCCAGCCUUGGAAUGAAGAUUUUACUUGAGCUUACUUCCCUCACUAAAUAGGAGUUGCUGCAUUCAGAGUAUUUGGGACUGCCACAUUUCCUUCCAUUACUGCCUUUUCUGCCAUCGCUGUUCUUCCGACUUGCAUAUAUUUGACAGUUGCUCAUCUUUUCCCUGAUGCGGCCGAUGUUGAAUGAACUUAAGACUUCUGUAUCAAGCAGGGUGGCCUACCUGGAUUACCAUUGUUUGUUAGCCCAGUGGAUGGAGGUUUCCAUCUCUGUGACGACAGCCGGGAUCACAGAGCAGACACAUAACGCAAAAGCCGCAUUAUGGCUUUCACUUCACCAAAGGUCAUCCCAGCUUCUUGACAUGCAUUGUUUUUUUGGAUUUUGAAAAAGACACUACGCUGGUUUCCUCAUCUCGAACAGCAUGGUGCACCACAUAAUGACUGAAAACCCAACUGGGGGUUUUGACUUAAACUGUUGACAAUCCAGCCUGUCAUGUGCACUAACACUGUGAUGUAUGACAUGAAGUAAUCAUGUUCUGUGUUGGAAAACUUUGAAAUCACUGUGAAACCUGUUCUGAUACUGUACAUGGUGUGAUUUUUCUAAGAACAAGAUUGAGUGUUUUUAAACACAAGCAAUUCAUUGUUUAAUAGAUGGAUUGUGUUCAUUUUGAUACCACAAACUGGAGAAAAAUAAACUUUUUGAUAAACAG
Molecule: messenger RNA, 9243 nt
Organism: Scatophagus argus
Lineage: Eukaryota; Metazoa; Chordata; Actinopteri; Scatophagidae
Gene: rbm33a
Product: RNA binding motif protein 33a
Exons: 19
Coding region: 153-3899 (1248 amino acids)
Molecular function (GO): RNA binding
Source: RefSeq, a predicted model, not a curated record